Messenger RNA from Batrachochytrium dendrobatidis JAM81, 1008 nucleotides. RefSeq lists its product as uncharacterized. The record is from RefSeq and is a predicted model, not a curated record. Bases 1 to 1008 code for a protein of 335 amino acids. Lineage: Eukaryota; Fungi; Chytridiomycota; Chytridiomycetes; Rhizophydiales. The transcript has 2 exons.
AUGCCGUAUUACAAAAAACUGACUGACAAUACAACUGGUCAGAGUUACACCAACGCUCUUUCAAUCGGAGCAAUACGCAACGGCAAACAGCAAGGUCGGCUGCUUGAAGAUAUUGGUGCCGUAACUGAAUACAUUGUACGACCCCGUUUGACGGAUUUAUUGCCUGGAUCCACUGAAGAUUCACAAUUUGACCGUAUUGCCGAUCAACUCAAAACACUGGGUGUCAGAACUGGACUGAACAAUCUUUACUUUGUUUGCGAGUCCAUCGAUUAUAACACCACUAGCAGUGACGUAACCAUUGAUGUACAAGUCAAGGGAAUCAAUCAACUGUCAGUUAUUGAUGACACUGGCAAAUCACUUUCAGUUGCCAAGUUUAAAAGCAACAUAAAAAGUCAACACUCGUUCAAACUGGCAUCUGUAAUCAACGAUCUUGGUAAUACUCGGGUCAGUAUCAUUGGCCAAAACAACGGCAAACAGGUUCUCAAAACACAUAAGCAUAUCAGUCGCAUUCCACAACAACAAGAUCGUGUUAAACUUGAACAUGGUGUCAAAUGGGUGUUUAAUGGUACCAGUAAAUCGGUUGGAGUAUACAACUCGCCAUCUACCAAAAAGUCACAGGGAUGGAACUCGGUCAAUGGUAAAUGGGUUGUUGGUGACGGAAUACAAUACAGUCCUGCAAUAGUCACUGAGAUCCGAUCAUACUAUACUGCACCAGUUGGAUCCAACAUCACUAUUGAAAUUGAUGCCGCACUUGAAUCGCAAAUGUAUGGCGACUUUUUAAGCUUGUAUAUCACAGAUGCGGAUGACAAUGUGGAAUCACUUUUGAAUACGGUUGAUCCGUAUACUAAUAUGCCUACAGAAGGUGUAUCCGGAGUCAAGACGGUUGCAGAAAAGUAUGCAGUGACAACCAAGACGGAACAGUUUUUUGUCAACAUCAUAUUCAAUUCAGACCUUGCUAUGCAGAUGAAAGGAGCAACAAUCAAUUAUUGGAGUGUUAGCAUGAAUUGA